Molecule: messenger RNA, 2243 nt
Organism: Lepidothrix coronata (blue-crowned manakin)
Lineage: Eukaryota; Metazoa; Chordata; Aves; Passeriformes; Pipridae
Gene: PSTK
Product: phosphoseryl-tRNA kinase
Exons: 8
Coding region: 1-1506 (501 amino acids)
Molecular function (GO): tRNA binding; kinase activity
Source: RefSeq, a predicted model, not a curated record
AUGGAGAAGCAGCUGCUGUGCAGAGACCAACUCGCUGGGAAGGACAAAACUGUGGAUACAGAUCCACCUGUCCAACAAGGAGUAACGAACAGACUGGCUGUGUUCGUGCCAAUUUGGGAGUAUGAACUAGGAAAAAGACGCCGCGCCCGCCAGGGGGCGCCCCCGUGGCGGCAGCCCGGCGCAUGCGCACAGAGCCCCGCGGGAUCGGGAGCGGGGGCGGCAGCGCUGGCGAGGGAGCAGCAGCAGCGGGGGAGCGGGAGCGGCGGCGGCGCCCGGGUGGGGCUGUGCCUGCUGUGCGGGCUCCCCGCGGCCGGCAAGUCCAGCCUGGCCCGCGCCCUGUGCCGCCGGCUGCGGCAGCGCCCGGGCUGGGCCUGCGCGCUCCUCCACUACGACGAGCUCAUCCCGGACGAGGCCUUCCGCGCGCGCGCGCCGGGGGCGGGCCCGAGGGAGCCGCUCCCAUUGGUCAGUGUGGUUACGUCAUUGCCGUGCGACUGCUGUUGCCUGGCAACGGGACGCGUCCGACUGGGACUGGGUGUGCCCGGCUGGAAGCAGAGCCGCCGCGAGCUGCUGCAGUGCCUGGAGGGUCUCCUGCGGGCGCUGCUCACUGGGGCGCCGCUGCCCGGCCCCGCACAGCCGGGGUGGGAGCGGUUCCUGCGCUGCUGCCGCCGGGAAGGGCUGCUGGAGGCGGCGCGGGGGGACGGCGGGGCCCCAGCACGGCCGCUCUGCCUCCUCCUGGACGACAACUUCUACUACCAGAGCAUGCGGUACGAGGUGUACCAGCUGGCCAGAAAAUAUUCCUUGGGCUUCUGCCAGUUGUUUUUAGACUGUCCCCUGGAAUGCUGCCUGCAGAGGAAUCGCCUCAGGAGUGAUCCUGUACCAGAGCAGACAAUACAUUUAAUGGCAAGGAAAAUAGAAAUGCCAGAUCUCAAGAAAAAUGCUUGGGAGCAGCACAGCCUCAUUCUGAGAAGCUCUGAUUGCAUCUCAGAGGACAAUGAGCAGAUAAUUAACCUGCUGGCCACUGCUCUGGAAAAUCCAGCAAGGCCAAACGAGGAGGACACGGAGCAAAAGGACACAGAUCGAGCCAUCUGUGCAGCCAGUGCUGUCCACCAGGCUGACCAGGCGUGCAGGAGGGUCAUCUCUCAGGCCAUGAAGGAUGCCAGAGACAAAAACGUUCCCCCAAGUGAGAUGAAGAGCUUGGCAGAAGAACUCAACAAACUGAAGGCAGAAUUUUUGGAAGACUUGAGAAUCAGAGAAGAAUUUAGCCUGGGAAGAGCACUUGGAAGUCAUCUAGUCCUGUUUCCUGCUUACCAUGGGACUGACCUCGACCCACAGCCUCCUUCAGAUGAGAUUCUGAGGAGCACCUUGGCUGGUGACCUGCUCUGCUCUGUCCAGCAGCCCCUGAGCAAUCCCAGAGGUGAGUUUAUCCUCCUUACCACAUCUAGAUCCCAUUUAGUCCUGAGCAGAUCACCAGCUCCACCUGUGGUAGCACAUGCAAUUAAGAAUUAACACGGGACCUAAUUAGAAAGUGUUAUUUUAUUCAUAUCUUACAAAAGCAAAGCUUCACAACAUGAACUACACAUGAUAGAGUUAUUUCAGAAUUAACCUUGUCAUCUCAAAAACAUUCACUAACAUUAAAAUUUAUUUUACAACUCUAGCAGGUUUCAUUUUUGCAUAAAAUAUGCUCUUUACACUGAAAUACAUAUUAUUAACAAAGUAGGUACUUUGAAGCACAUACACCAAGAUUGCUCAAUGAAAAAUGCUUCAGCAGGAGAGAGAUUUCCUGCAGCAGAACAUCCAUUUGCUGUAGAUUUUCAGAGAAGAUUAAAAUUAAUAGAAAACUUGCCAGUAAAGACUUCUAAGUUACAUUCCCUUCGUCAAAAAGAAACAAAAAUCAACACCCCCCUCAAACAUUCUGGAACAAAACAAACAGCAAGAGAUUAUUUGGGUAGAAAACACUGCUGGAACGUGUCACCCAGCACUGAGUUUUAUAUUAAAAUGCCAACCAACAUUUUAUGUCAAAAUCCUCUUCAUCUAAACAUGUGUCUGUGAAAAAACAACUAUUUUCCCCUAUUAGCCGCUUUGGAGUUGGUUUAAGUAUUAACUGAGAUAAUUAAGAUGUUCAAAUAUUUAUUGGAAUAUUCAGUCUCAGUUAAGUCUGUAUUGAGUGCUACGAAUAGUGCAUGUUGAAAUGUCCACAAAGCUAUAAAAUAAUCUCUUACAAUAAAAACAAAAACUUCACAAAA